UCUACCAUUACCUACUUGUAUAUUACCUCAACCAAAUCUCAAACCAACCCAGAGAGGCAAAGAAACCAAACACCGACCUUCCCUUGCUUUUGAUUUCCCAUACUCACCUUUCAAUUCUUUCUCUAUCUCUCCCAAACAAUGGAGGCCAAUCAAGAGCAACAGGAAUUCAUUUUUCGGUCCAGGCUCCCUGAUGUUUACAUCCCAAAUCACCUCCCUUUGCAGACAUACUGCUUUGAAAAAAUUUCUCAAUUUAAAGAUCAUCCUUGCUUGAUUAAUGGUCCUAAUGGGCGGAUAUACAGCUAUGCCGAAGUUGAGCUCACUGCUCGCAGAGUGGCUACCGGACUCAACAAUUUAGGCAUCCAACAGGGAGAUGUUAUCAUGCUUUUGCUUCAGAACUCACCGGAGUUUGUCUUUGCUUUCCUGGGUGCAUCAUUCCUUGGGGCAAUCAGCACUACCGCUAACCCCUUUUACACCCCAGCCGAGAUUGUGAAACAAGCCACGGCCUCAAAGACUAGGCUGCUCAUAACUCAAGCAGUAUAUGCAGAGAAAGUGAAGAAUUUCGCUAAAGAAAACGAUAUCAAGAUCAUAACAAUUGAUACACCACCGGAGGGUUGUAUGCACUUCUCAGAGUUGACUCAGGCUGACGAGAGUGAAAUCCCACCCGUUAAAAUCAACCCUGACGACGUUGUGGCCCUGCCAUACUCUUCUGGAACAACAGGGUUACCGAAAGGAGUGAUGUUGACUCAUAAAAGUCUUGUAACAAGCGUGGCCCAACAAGUGGAUGGAGAGAAUCCCAACCUUUAUUUCCAUGAGAAAGAUGUGAUUCUCUGCGUGCUGCCACUGUUCCACAUAUAUUCACUCAAUUCUGUGUUACUUUGCUCUUUGAGGGUGGGGGCCGCAAUUCUGAUUAUGCAGAAGUUUGAGAUUGUAACAUUGAUGGAACUUGUGCAGAAAUACAAGGUAACCAUCGCUCCCUUGGUGCCACCGAUCGUUUUGGCCAUCGCCAAGACUCCGGACGUUGAUAAGUAUGACCUUUCAUCUAUUCGGACGGUCAUGUCUGGCGCUGCACCAAUGGGAAAGGAGCUAGAGGAUGCUGUCAGAGCCAGGCUUCCUAAUGCAAAACUUGGACAAGGUUAUGGGAUGACAGAGGCAGGGCCAGUGCUAGCAAUGAACUUAGCUUUUGCAAAACAAGCCUGUGAGACCAAAUCCGGCUCCUGUGGCACGGUCGUGAGGAACGCAGAAAUGAAAAUUGUCAACCCUGACACUGGUGCUUCGCUUCCACGAAAUCAGUCCGGGGAAAUUUGCAUUCGUGGUAGCCAGAUCAUGAAAGGUUAUCUUAAUGAUCCGGAGGCCACGCAAAGAACUAUAGACAAAGAUGGAUGGUUGCACACCGGGGACGUUGGCUACAUUGAUGACGAUGAUGAGCUUUUCAUUGUUGAUCGAUUGAAGGAAUUGAUUAAGUACAAAGGGUUUCAAGUGGCACCUGCCGAGCUCGAAGCAAUGUUGAUUGGCCAUCCCAACAUCUUUGAUGCUGCUGUUGUACCCAUGAAAGAUGAGGCUGCUGGAGAGGUUCCAGUUGCAUUCGUUGUGAGAUCCAAUGGUUCCAAGAUCACUGAAGAUGAAAUUAAGCAAUUCAUCUCAAAGCAGGUUGUGUUUUACAAGAGACUUGGCCAGGUUUUCUUCACGGAAGCAAUCCCUAAAGCUCCCUCCGGGAAGAUUUUGCGGAAAGAUCUACGAGCAAGGCUUGCUUCAGAUAUUCCCAAGUAAGCCCAAAUGGAACAGAUUGCAGCAUUCCAUCAAGAAAAAGCUAUCAACAGAUGUAGAUAUGGAAGCAAAGGCCUAAUAAUAUUAUGCUGGUGAUUUUUAAUGCCAAGGGAUUGAAUUUGUUACUUUGGAUAACCAAGAAUUUAGCAACAAAGAAAAUUGUUAGUAUCCUAUCGGGGCUUUGUUUGAAAUUGUUAUUUUGUUCAUGUAUAUGGUUUUAUGGACAAACUCAAACAAGUUGUAGAACAUAUGUUUACAGUUUGACGGAGUAGAAACUCCCAACAUUUGUCUGGUCUGUAUCUCUUAACUUCUUUUUUCCCAUUUCUAUUAUUGAAUUGAUUUUUCUGUC
Molecule: messenger RNA, 2113 nt
Organism: Theobroma umbraticum
Lineage: Eukaryota; Viridiplantae; Streptophyta; Magnoliopsida; Malvales; Malvaceae
Product: 4-coumarate--CoA ligase 1-like
Molecular function (GO): CoA-ligase activity
Source: RefSeq, a predicted model, not a curated record